AACCCUGCUGUGGUCAUAUGACUAAAUAAACAGAUCUGCUGCCCAACCUCCUCUCCGUCUCUCUCCGUCUGAGACCCUGGAGACUCGAGCUUUAGCUCCAUCCCUCCCUCCAGCAGUUGUAUGAGCGAGCGCUACAAAACCAGAGAUCACAGACGAGAGAGGCAGACAGCGAGAACUUAGCAAGAACUCAGGCUUUUCCUAGACAUGCUUUUGCUCUGACGUCCAGGCAUCUGCUGAAGAGUCUAAACGUGUCCUGCUCUGGAAGACAGCAUGAAGAGUUUCAGCCGGUCCCAACUGACUGCCAUGACAACAGGUUUGCUCCUGCUCUGUCUGGGUAGCUCAGGUCUGGAGCUCAAUCCCAGCAUCUCUCAGGUCAUCCUCUCCAUCAACUCCUCCUUCAGCAUCACCUGCUCCGGCUGGAAUGACGUCACCUGGCGCUUCAAACGGGAGGAGAAAGUUCCGGAGUUCCACGUCGAGAAGCCAAGUUCGUCCUCCAGCGUUCUCAGUCUGGAGCAGGUGACGUGGAGACACACGGGCGUUUAUGUGUGUUCGGAGAAUGGGACAGACGAGACCAGAGAGGUGGCCGUCUUUGUGCCUGAUCCUGAGGUGUGGUUCCUGGAGAACGAUCAUUUAAUGGUGACUAAGACGAGAGAAGAAGGCAUGAUCCCAUGUCUGGUGACAAAUCCCUCGAUAAACAUCACGCUGUACGAGAGUGACUCAGAGAUAAUGGUGGAGGGUUCGUACAACCCCAGCGUGGGCUUCAGCGCCGCCCUGGAGGACAGAACCUACAAAUGCAAAGGAGAGCUAAACGGAGAGGAGAAAGAGUCCGUCGGCUUCUAUGUCUUCAGUAUAUUUGCUCCCGGGGCUCUGGAUCCCUACAUCAACGCCUCCAAAACGGUCCUGAAACAGGGCGAGAUGCUGAACGUCAACUGCACCGUUCACGGCGUGGAGCUCGUCUUCUUCUCCUGGGACUUUCCCCACAAAGACGUGGGGGACAUUGAGCCCUUGACUGACGUCCUGUCGUCCAUGAGCAUGCGGUCCUGUCUCAACAUCACAGACGUGUCUCUGGCCAGAUCAGGACAGUAUGAUUGUCACGUGCAUGAGGGUGUGCUGAACCAGAGAGCUUCAGCCAGUAUUAACAUCACUGUACUGGAGAAAGGCUUCGUGGCUCUUUCUUCACAUCUGGGCAGGAACGUCUCGGCACUGCUCGGAGAAAACGUGGAGCUGAAGGUGGAGAUUGAGGCGUAUCCCAAACCCAGCGUGCAGUGGACUAAAGACGGCGCUGCUAUCAGAGGACACAGCACCAGACAAGAACAAGAGACAGGGUUUGUCAGCACACUGACCCUGGUCAGGAUCCGACUGGAGCAGAUGGGUCUCUACACCGUCAGUGUCCAAAACCAAGAUGACUUUAAAGAGAUGACCUUUGACCUAGAGGUGAAAGUUCCUCCUCAGAUAACUGAACUCUCUGACCAUCAGCUGCCGGGUAAGAAGCAUGCGGUCACCUGUGUGGCGGAGGGAGUGCCGUCUCCCAGCAUUCAGUGGUUCAGCUGUGACAGCAUGCCCAAGUUUGAUAAAAGCUGUGUUUUCUCUCCAGCGUUGUUUUCUCAGGUGGCCAUUCUGGCCGCAGUCUUAGCGCUGGUGGUCAUCGCCAUUAUCUCCAUCAUCAUCCUCAUCGCUGUGUGGAGGAAGAAGCCGCGUUAUGAAAUCAGGUGGAAGGUGAUCGAAUCGGUCAGUUUGGAUGGACACGAGUACAUCUACGUCGACCCCAUUCACCUGCCCUAUGACCUGGCCUGGGAGAUGCCGCGGGACGGUCUGGUGCUGGGUCGGACACUUGGAUCUGGAGCGUUUGGGCGUGUUGUUGAGGCGACGGCGUACGGUCUCGGCCGUUCCCAAUCCGCUACUAAAGUGGCAGUGAAAAUGCUGAAAUCGACGGCUCGGAGGAGCGAGACUCAAGCUCUGAUGUCUGAACUCAAGAUCAUGAGUCAUCUGGGUCCUCACCUCAACAUCGUCAACCUGCUGGGCGCCUGCACCAAACACGGUCCGCUGUAUCUGGUGACAGAAUACUGUCGCUUUGGAGAUCUGGUUGACUAUCUGCACAGGAACAAGCACAGCUUCCUCCAGUACUACGCCGACAAGAACCACACCGCCAACGGCAGCCAGAUCUGUAACGACAGCGAUGUGCCGACCGGGAAAGAAUACGUGUCGUUUGGCAGCGAGCGUGAUGGAGGAUAUAUGGACAUGACCAAAGACGAGCAGACCGAAUACGUGCCGAUGCAGGAGCUCACGGACACCAUCAAGUACGCAGAUAUCCAGCCAUCACCCUACGAGUCUCCUUACCAGCAAGACAUCUACCAGGAGCAAGGUCACAGGGUGGAUCGGUCUCUGGUCAUCAGUGAUUCUCCGCUUCUGAGCUACACUGAUCUCGUGGGUUUCAGUUAUCAGGUGGCCAAAGGCAUGGAGUUCUUGGCAUCAAAGAACUGUGUGCAUCGGGAUCUGGCAGCAAGAAACGUCUUGAUCUGUGAGGGCAAACUGGCCAAGAUCUGUGACUUUGGACUGGCCAGAGACAUCAUGCAUGACAACAACUACAUCUCCAAAGGCAGCACGUUUCUUCCUCUGAAGUGGAUGGCGCCGGAGAGCAUCUUUCAUAACCUGUACACCACGCUGAGUGACGUCUGGUCCUACGGCAUCUUACUGUGGGAGAUUUUCACUCUGGGAGGAACCCCGUAUCCAGACCUGCCCAUGAACGAGUUGUUUUACAGCGCUCUGAAGAGAGGAUACCGCAUGGCCAAACCCUCGUACGCCUCCGACGACAUUUAUGAGGUCAUGAGGAAAUGUUGGGAUGAGAAGUUCGAGAAGCGUCCCGAGUUCUCCUUUCUGGUGCACACCAUGGGGAACAUGCUGUCAGACAGAUAUAAAAAGAAAUACUCUCAGGUCAGCGACAGCUUUCUGAAGAGCGAUCACCCUGCGGUGGCCCGUGUGAAGCCGCGUGUCCCGUCUCCGUUCCCGAACGCCUUCCCUCCUCAGUAUCCAUCCUCAGAUCUGAGCCCAAACCCGGCCCCGCGCCCGCAGGCCGACGGAGAGCCGCACAACGAGUACAUCAUCCCCAUCCCCGAUCCCAGACCAGAGGAGGAGACCCAGGACGGGCCGGUGCUGAUGGAAAUCCCCUCGAGCUCGUUAGGUUCUGAUGAGGAGACGGUCUCCAUGGAAACCCCGAGCACCGAACCUGAGCGCGAGGAGCUGCUGCCAGAUCAUUCUAGAAGUCCAGAGGUGGAGGAGAGCUUCCUGUGACACACUCCUGCUUCCUGUCAUCAUCAAGUAAUUUUAAUGUACUUUUAAGCAGAUUUUUAUCAAAUGCAUCAGAAUGAUAUGCUAGAGCCCUCAUGUGCUCUUAAAGACCGUCUGUGAAGGUUGAGGCUUGAACCAGACCAGUUUUUCUUUGUUUUUGUAUUCUUUUUUCUUGUAUUCUUUUUUACUAAAGUGGUACAAUGCAGUAUCAGAAAGCAAAGCUACAAUCAGCUGAUAUGUACAUUAGUUGGGUUACUUUUUGUGUUAAAAUCAUUCUCAGCGUUUUUGAAAUUAAGUGCAUAUUUCAUUUCUAUAUUCAGACAGCAGUCUGUGACUUUUUAUUUUAACUUCAGACUUUUUUUGUCAAGAUUCUUGUAGCAAACUUGCACUUUAAUGUUUAUGAAUAAUUGAAGCAAAUAGAUUAUACACGUGAUUAUUUUUGAUUUCAUUUUCUAGUUUUACAUUCUGUAAAGGGAAACGACAGAACCAUGGAAGCCCGUUUCCACCACUGAUUUUAAAAAAAUAAAUGUAAA
Messenger RNA from Sinocyclocheilus anshuiensis, 3818 nucleotides. Its product is annotated as platelet-derived growth factor receptor beta-like. The transcript has 22 exons. Gene Ontology annotation, cellular component: plasma membrane; signaling receptor complex. Bases 271 to 3288 code for a protein of 1005 amino acids. Gene Ontology annotation, molecular function: ATP binding; platelet-derived growth factor binding; platelet-derived growth factor beta-receptor activity. NCBI's taxonomy places the organism in Eukaryota, Metazoa, Chordata, Actinopteri, Cypriniformes, Cyprinidae. Gene Ontology annotation, biological process: angiogenesis; cell chemotaxis; multicellular organism development. The record is from RefSeq and is a predicted model, not a curated record.